CUUCUACUCGCCACUUCAGAAAUGGCGGCUCCGCUGGGAGGUAUGUUCUCCGGGCAGCCCCCCGGACCUCCGCCGCCGCCGCAGGGACUCCCGGGCCAGGCUUCGCUUCUUCAGGCCGCGCCAGGGGCUCCGAGAUCUUCUCCGAGUACCUUGGUGGAUGAGCUGGAGUCAUCGUUCGAGGCUUGCUUUGCGUCUCUGGUAAGUCAGGAGUACGUGAAUGGCACUGAUCAGGAAGAAAUUCGAACUGGUGUUGAUCAGUGUAUCCAGAAAUUUCUGGAUAUUGCAAGACAGACAGAAUGUUUUUUUCUACAAAAAAGAUUGCAGUUAUCUGUCCAGAAACCAGAGCAGGUUAUCAAAGAGGAUGUCUCGGAGCUGAGGAACGAAUUACAGCGGAAAGAUGCUCUAGUCCAGAAGCACUUGACAAAGCUGCGGCAUUGGCAGCAGGUGCUGGAGGACGUCAACGGGCAGCACAAGAAGCCGGCUGACAUCCCUCAGGGCUCCCUGGCCUACCUGGAGCAGGCGUCCGCUAAUAUCCCCGCACCCAUGAAGCAAACCUGAGGGGCAGCUGGUGUGACAGUCAGCUGGCGUGCACGUCCCGCAAGCUCGGUGGUUCUUGCCAGGCUCCCAUUCUGGGUGGCGUGGCCUCUCGGAACCACUCCGCCAGAGGAUGAGAUGACUCUAGUCGAAUGCUUUCACUACAUUUUCCUCUUAUUUUUAUAAGCUCUUACUUUUUUAUACUUUGUAGAAUGCACCAUAGCCUGGCUAACAUUGCUUUUUGUUUCCUUUUUCUGCUUGUUUUUAUUUUUUAAAUUUUUGUGUAACUUUCAAUCUGUUUCCCGUUUUAUAUGAGUUUGUAUCAUCUGAGGGAAAAACAACUUGUAUGAUAGGAUCUGUGAAUCUGAGGGUGAGGAUUUGGGUUUAGGUCUUUUAUGUUAACUACCACCCCCUGCCCUUGUGCUAGUUUGUAAAAAUAUGUACAUUUGCCAUGUUUCAAGACUCUGAACUACCUCAAAAAGAGGAAUCUAAUGCAGCAAUGUUUGUAAUGCUUCCAGAGCCCUCAGAGUAAGGGAUAUAUUUUGUACUUGGGCCGGAAGAGGAUUGUAGUGUCCUGAGUGAGUGCAGUAACAUUGUAGUGGAAUCCUUGAGUUGAUGUUGACUCCUAGUUGGGGGAAGUUUAUACUUUGUGUGUAGCUUGUUUACUUAUUCGGGUGGGGGAAUGUAGUAGGAGCAGUGAUAUGCUGAUUUUUUUUAUGUUUUGCAUUAAUGAAUUGGUUUAAUACACCCCCCUGCCCUCAGUGACGAGACUUAGGCAGAGGGGAAGGGGGCUAAAGCUCACCGUGAUAGUCUCUUUUGGAGUUUUGUUUGCUUGUGUUUUUUGUGUUUUACUUUCUUGGAGCAGAAGUUUUCCAGUAAGGAAGGUUUUGGCUAAUGGACAACGCUGAUUCCGAGGAACGGGGCCUCGGGGUGUGGAGAGGCCUGCAGGGUGGCCCUCCGUGGCUUACCCUCCACAAAUAGCACGUUUGGGAAGGCGUUUUAGCGUCUGGCUCCCUGAAUUCGGCUUUCUUUCCUGUCUUGGUUACUUAGUCUCUGAUUAGGUUGCAUCUCUUCACACUCCACUGUCUUCUGAGCAGGCAGUACCCCUGGGGCUUGGUUUCUCGUCUCACUGUACUUUCUCCAUCCUUGAAGGCCCCUCCCCACACACAGCGACACCCGCUGAUGGUGCCGUCUGGCCUGGCUGCUACCUGGUCCCUGGCACCUGCAAUGCUUUCUCUGCGGCACCGCCAGGACACAGGGCUCCCUGUCUCCUGCCAGCCUUGCUUGGCGCUCCCUCGAGAGUUAGUAACUUGUAUCUGUCCCUGUGCCUCUCAUGAGGCUCUGGGUAUAUAGAGGUCAUCUGUUAUUGAUAGUUUUUGCAGAGCACUGUUACCCAUUUUUGUCUGUGUAUGAUGUACAGCUGGUGGCCACUGAAUCCCCUCAGUGAAAAUGUGUGGGUUAAACAGCUUUUAAAAACUGUUUUUUCUCACAUUCUAUGACUUCAGGGUUGUCAACCUGGUCAUCUCCCACUAAUUAGAAUCUUAAUUGGCAGCUUUAGAUUUCUUCAUUAAAGACCUAAACAAACUUAAGUUUUAAGCAUUUUUCAAUAAUGAGGUUCUUGGUAAAAAGUUAACUUGGUGCUUAGUGAAAAUAUUUUGAAUUAAUGUAUCAGUUACUGCCAUUUUUUGUUAAAUUCAGAAAAU
Pteronotus mesoamericanus is the source of this 2237-nucleotide messenger RNA. RefSeq names its product mediator complex subunit 28 (gene MED28). The record is from RefSeq and is a predicted model, not a curated record. Bases 22 to 558 code for a protein of 178 amino acids. Lineage: Eukaryota; Metazoa; Chordata; Mammalia; Chiroptera; Mormoopidae. The transcript is spliced from 4 exons. Gene Ontology annotation, cellular component: mediator complex.